GGAAAGAGGUGUGAUUCAUGUCCCAUGCUUAUAAUAAGCGCUUUGGUUCCACCGCUCAUCGGUUCAUCUCCUCCGCGUACUUGUCAUAAGCGCACUUGCUUCCUGAAGGAUCAUAGACGCUGCUAUCCAUGUCAUUGGCGCACAACCUCCCGCCGAAGGUCCUUGAGCGGAUCGCAGGGUACACGCUUUCACUACCUUCAUCCGAGGACUGUAUCGGCAAACACCCCUGGGCGUUUUCGCAGGUCUGUCACAGCUGGCGGGCCGUAGCGCUGGGAAUGCACUGGGUGUGGGCGUAUAUCAGCCUACCCCGCCUCGACUGGCAAUGGGCAGACGCUGGAUGCGCUUCAGCGACGGCCGCCGUGCGCGCGUACCUUCAGCGCUCGGGCGAGCACCCACUCACCGUCAAGACGGUCAACACGAGGGCGAAGGAUACCGCACAGGACGUAUGGGAUGCUCUCGCACCUCAUGUACACCGCAUACGGGAGCUCGCGUUGAUGUCGAGCGGAGAAGAUCUUCCUGAGGCUUUCCGUUGCCCGCUUCCCGCUCUGCGUGAGCUCCUGGUCGAAUGCGCAUAUGCGCUAUCCAUCGACGCGCCCAACCUGUGCGUCCUCGAGAUCAACGCCAUGUACAUGUCCAACGUGGAUCUGCCUUGGGAGAAUCUGCGUGCCCUCCAGUUCUGCGAUAUGGUGAUCCUCGUUCCGGACUUCCAUGUUCUGCGCAACUGCGCGAGGCUAGAGGUCCUCAGCCUGUCGGUCGAGCACUUCUCCAUGGCAGACGCUCAGCCAGGGGACCCCGUUCAUCUUCGAUAUCUUCACACACUGAUCAUCGGCGAGGCUGCCAUCGAAGUCUGCCCGUAUCUUCGUACUCCUGCGCUGCAGGACUUCACCCUCAGCAUCCAGAGCAAUGACGUGUAUACCGGGUGGCACGAGCGGAUGGGCCUGCUUGAGUCUGUCACUCAUAUGACGCUGCGGGACAUGCGCUGCAUCUACGGCUACGACAUCAACCUCCUCCGCGCUCUUGUCAAGAUUCCGAAGCAGCUGCGCAAACUGACCAUCGUUGACGCUUCGGGCUUGUAUCCCGAGCCGCCGUGCGCGACAAACCAAGGGCUCUUGGACGCGCUCAUCUUCGAUGAGACCGCGCCCUCCCUGACGAGCCUGACGGAGAUGGACUUUGUGAACGGAAUCGAAGGGAUAGAGUGGACAGACGAUGACGUCUCCCUCGUUCGGCGCGUGGUCGAGUCUCGCGCUUCUUCCGGCAGCGACGUCUGCGCUCCCCUCGAGCGAUUCAGCAUAUGGACGCCAUUUGCAGACUUCCCUGCCUCUGCGCUCUUUGAGGGCUGGGCCAAAGUUAAGGGGAACGAUGGGAACUGUAUCUUGAAUGUGGACAUUGGUCGGCAGGGCACGCAGGUUCAAGUCGAACCAGGUUCCGACUUCCGCUUUGCUGUGCAGUUCAUUGCAUGAGUCCUGUAGAGUCGAGUGCUAUAGUUGUGUAAAGAAUCCUCAUUGGUUAAAAUUCGAACAGUGACGUGGACACGGAAGUCGCCGACAACACGUGCCUCAGCUGCAACUUGGCAGCGACGCUCAUUUCCUCCUCGUAUAUUUCUCAUCCCUUCUGCGUGCGUUGAUCGUUGGUGGACC
Messenger RNA from Schizophyllum commune H4-8, 1637 nucleotides. RefSeq lists its product as uncharacterized. Bases 129 to 1460 code for a protein of 443 amino acids. The transcript is spliced from 3 exons. Lineage: Eukaryota; Fungi; Basidiomycota; Agaricomycetes; Agaricales; Schizophyllaceae. The record is from RefSeq and is a predicted model, not a curated record.